AUGAAGCAGUUUCGUGGCCGUCGGAGCAAUAUGCCCAUUUAUACUAGUAUUACUGCUUUCUUACCCUUUGUUGAAGUCGAUUUAAAUUUAACUCCACAACAAAUGUUUAUGUUUAUUAAUGGUUAUAAAUAUAUUAUACCAUGUCAAACUCGUUUAUCUUCUAAAACCGUGGAACAACAUGUUAGUGAACAGUAUCAAAGUAUAUCAACUACAAUUAAAAACUGUUUAAGAGAUCAUCGAAUACCAACCUCAGAUCAACGAGCAAAAGAAGCAUUCCAUUCAUUACAACAUAUUUUACUUGAAUUACAAUCAAAAAUGUUUUCAAGAACAUUAGAGAGACGUGCCAAACACGAAAAUAAAAUCAUGCAAACAACUGAUUUAGCACGAAAAGCUAAAGAAUAUAUGUUAAAAACCAUUACUUAUCAAGAAAUUACAAAUGGUCGCUGUCCUCUAUCAGAUAUGUUAUAUGCUGUACAAAAAUUACUCUCAAGUCUUGUAACACAAAAAGCUAUAACCAUUCAACAAUUUAAGAAAAUAUCUCCUAAAACAAUGAAAUUAGAACUUGGCCAUUACCAUGGACUACCAAAACCACAUAAGCCUGGUACACCAUUGCGUCCUAUAGUUGCUUCAAUUCAUGCGCCAACAACAUUCAUUGAUGUAGUUAGAAAAUUAGAACAAAUCGUUUUGGAUGGCCACUUUCAAGUUACAACAAAAUUUAUCGGAAUUGAUGUGACUGAUCUCUACACGAUGAUACCUCGUGAAGGUGCAUUACAUGCAUUGAUCCGAUUUUUGGAAAACAAUCCACAUCGUGGUAAAAUAGGUACAUUAUCGAUUGAUGCUAUUAUGAGAAUGGCUCGAUUAAUAUUGGACACGAAUUAUUUUGCUUAUGACCAUAAAUAUUAUAGACAAAUUCGCACGCCUGGUACACCAUUGGGUUCUAUUAUUGCAUCGAUUCAUGCACCAGCGACAAUAAUAUCGAAAUUCCUUAAUGAUUUAUUAGCACCUAUAUAUUUGAAAGUUGCACAUGAAAUGACAUUUAUUAAUGCCAUUGAUGUAAUUCAAAAAUUAGAAAAGUACGUUUUGGAUGACCACUUUCAAGCUACAACAAAAUUUAUCGUGAUUGAUGUGACUGAUCUCUAUACGAUGAUACCUUGUGAAGGUGCAUUACAUGCAUUGAUGCGAUUUUUGGAAAACAAUUCACAUCAUGGAAAAAUAGGUAAAUUAUCUAUUGAUGCUAUUAUGAGAAUGGCUCGAUUAAUAUUGGAUACGAAUUAUUUUGCUUAUGACAAUAAAUAUUAUAGACAAUUUCGUGGCGGUGCUAUGGGUUCAGCAUUUACACAAGUAGUUGCGAAUAUCUAUAUGCAUGAAUGGGAGCAAGAUUUGAUCCAAUAUCAGGCAGCAGACAAUGGAAUAUAUGGAAGUAAUUAUCCACCAAAUUUGAUUAAAAAACAAUUCAAUCGAUUCUUCCACAUUUAUAAUGCAAUGCCUGUUCUCACAGAAUUAAAUAGCGAUAUGUAUGCUAGACUACACGAACAAGUAUUGUAUCAACCUACACGACGCGAAAAGCAACUUCAAACAAUAACACAAGAACUCACUCGGUCUCCAACUGCACUUCAAGACAAGAUAUGGGAUUCAAACACAAUGUACCGACGAUAUGAAUAUCACAUUUCGACAUUCCGCCAAUUCCGACGAAAAGUUUUACAAUGGUGGCGAACUUACUAUGCAAAUCAUGAGCCGGUACUUGCAAAUAUCAAAGUUCGACCAGUUGCUGCCACCAAUAGGACACUUGAAACAUUUUUCAUACACAAAAAGCCACCAAACCAAAUCUUGACACGAAUCGAAGAAACAAAAACCCAACGAUAA
Molecule: messenger RNA, 1863 nt
Organism: Rotaria sp. Silwood2
Lineage: Eukaryota; Metazoa; Rotifera; Eurotatoria; Philodinida; Philodinidae
Source: the annotation of a GenBank genome assembly